Messenger RNA from Pistacia vera, 721 nucleotides. RefSeq lists its product as uncharacterized. The transcript is spliced from 3 exons. The record is from RefSeq and is a predicted model, not a curated record. Lineage: Eukaryota; Viridiplantae; Streptophyta; Magnoliopsida; Sapindales; Anacardiaceae. Bases 86 to 637 code for a protein of 183 amino acids.
GUCUUCAGAGGAGAUUGACAGUCACCUUUGAUAUGGUAUCCAUUAGAUUUUAUUUUCUGAGCACACACUUGUACUCUAUCGACUCAUGACUUUCCCUUGGACUAUCGUGGCCAUUACAUGUCUAAGUAACUUGAUUGUGCUCCUGGAGUUACACUCUGGUCUUAUAUGUGAUACUCUACUCCAUGAGCAAGGGUUACCUUUGCUUAUAGGUUUACUCCAGAGCAUUUUACUGUCCAGUCCUCCUCCUCCAUUCGCGAUCUCCUUCAAGCUUCGGCUUCAGCCUUCAAGUCUUCACUCUUCAAGUCUUCAACCUCUUCAAUCAUCGCGAUCUCCUCCUCUUCAAUCAACCUCUUCAGGCUCCAGUCCAGUCCUCUUCCAUUCGCGAUCUCCUUCAAGCUUCAGCUUUAGCCUUCAAGUCUUCAACCUCUUCAAUCAUCGCUGGUCUGCUACUCUGCUUCUUCCUUGCUGUGGCUGGUUUGCUACACUACAGUUUCGUCACUCAUCAGUCAUGACUUCAACUUCAGUUCAGAGUCUUCAUUCUUCAACUUCAAGUCUUCAACGGUUCAACCUCUUCAAUCAUCGUCGUCGCCAUCUAAAAGCCUGCUUCUUGCUUGCCGUUGCUGGUCUGCCAGAUUAGUCAGUCACUACUUCAACUUCAGUUCCGAUUUCAGCCUUCACAUUUGCCGCCGUCUGUGAGCUGCCAUUUGCCGUCAACCAAGUA